Messenger RNA from Prosopis cineraria, 1467 nucleotides. Its product is annotated as (+)-neomenthol dehydrogenase-like. Gene Ontology annotation, molecular function: oxidoreductase activity, acting on the CH-OH group of donors, NAD or NADP as acceptor. The transcript is spliced from 4 exons. NCBI's taxonomy places the organism in Eukaryota, Viridiplantae, Streptophyta, Magnoliopsida, Fabales, Fabaceae. Gene Ontology annotation, cellular component: membrane. Bases 188 to 1129 code for a protein of 313 amino acids. The record is from RefSeq and is a predicted model, not a curated record.
CACGAAGCGACUUGUAACCGGGGCCGGGGAAGCUGCUCCUUUGGGGCGCUAAGAGGGUAGGAUCUCCGACGUUACCAACGUCGGGAUGGGAAAUUCCUCAAAAGCCCACCGCCCCGAGGCUCCAAGUUUCUCCAAACAGUAAGCGAGCUCCAUAACCGAAGCAUUGGUGAUAGGACACGAAAAAGAUAUGGGGAACAAAGAGAAAGCGGGGGAGCGAAGAGAAAAGAGGAUGCAAGAGAUCUCGAUUCUCAGGACCAUUCCUUAUUCUGAUCACCAGAGGUGGUGGUCUAAGGAAACAGUUGCCGUGGUUACUGGUGGAAACAGAGGUAUUGGAUUUGAGAUUUGUAGACAACUUGCUGGACACGGAUUGACUGUUAUAUUGACAUCAAGGGAAGCGGGUGCUGGUUGUGAGGCAGCUAAGGUCUUGCAAGAAGGUGGUCUUAACGUAGUUUCACAUCAGCUGGAUGUCUUAGAUUCUUCGUCCAUCUACCAUUUUGCUGAGUGGUUACAGAAAAAUUAUGCUGGUUUGGAUAUUCUGGUAAACAAUGCUGGAGUUAAUUUCAAUCUUGGGUUUGAUAACUCUGUUGAAAAUGCCCUUAAGGUUAUUGAAACAAAUUACUAUGGCGUUAAGAGCAUGACUGAAACUAUGAUCCCAUUGAUGAAGCCUUCCACUGCUGGUGCUCGUAUUGUAAAUGUGAGCUCGCGUCUCGGUAGACUAAAUGGUAGACGUAAUCGAAUCAGUGAUGUAGCCUUGAGGGAGCAACUAAGUGACGAGGAAUCUCUUUCGGAAGAACUGAUUGAUAGGACUGUGUCCACUUUCCUACAACAAGUAGAAGAUGGAACCUGGACGUCAAAUGGGUGGCCUCAAACCUUUACCGACUACUCAGUGUCAAAACUUGCAGUCAAUGCUUAUACAAGACUCAUGGCAAGAAAGCUUCCUGAGCGACCCCAAGGUCAGAAGAUUUACAUCAACUGCUACUGCCCUGGCUGGGUGAAGACUGCUCUUACAGGUUAUGCAGGAAAUAUUACAGCUGAGGAAGGAGCUGAUACUGGAGUCUGGCUUGCCCUUCUUCCUGACCAACCUGUAUCGGGGAAAUUCUUUGCAGAAAGGCGGGAGAUUAAUUUUUAAGCAAUCUAUGUGUCACGUCCACUAUAUCGAGUCAGCAGAUGAGUGGUGAGCUGAACCAUGACGUGGCGAUACCCAAUGACGGUCACACGGAUUUGGCUGCUUUGCGUAGAAGCACUCGUCCAAGAACACUCACGUGGAAGUUACGAGAGGGGCAAGAGGGAUAAAAUGCAUGUGCAUGCAAUGAGUGGAAAACAGUGUGUGAUUGUAAUUGGUCUCUCUCUCCUUUCUGUUAUUCCUCCUCCUUUCUCUGGUAAUUCUGUUCUGUUAUCGUUUCCUUUUCUGAACUACACUUCUGCUGUAUUGUUUUCUGAUGAACUUCGCAAUGCAAUUUACUGAUU